Molecule: messenger RNA, 2222 nt
Organism: Cuculus canorus (common cuckoo)
Lineage: Eukaryota; Metazoa; Chordata; Aves; Cuculiformes; Cuculidae
Gene: MBD1
Product: methyl-CpG binding domain protein 1
Exons: 14
Coding region: 125-2068 (647 amino acids)
Molecular function (GO): DNA binding; zinc ion binding
Source: RefSeq, a predicted model, not a curated record
GGCCACUUCCGCUUCCGGUGCGCGCGCGUGCGCCCCCUCCCACCCCCUCCGCCCCCUUCACCUCAGGCUGCUGCGCCACCACCGGAGCGGGAUGGGCCGAGAACCGUAGCCCCCCCCCGGCAGGAUGGCACAGGGCUGGACCGAGUGCCCGGCGCUGGGGCCGGGCUGGCAGCGCCGCGAAGCCUUCCGGAAAUCCGGAGCCACCUGCGGCCGCACCGACACCUACUACAAGAGCCCCACAGGGGAGAAAUUCCGGAGCAAGAUCGAGCUGAGUCGAUUCUUGGGGCCCAACCGCGACCUCGGCAACUUCGACUUCAAACACGGGCUGGAGCGACCCGGCCCCCCCAAGGGCAGAAAGGGGCCCAAAUGGCGCUCCCCCGCGGGGCCCCCCCCGCCGCCCCCCCCAGACCCGGAGGAGCCGGUGGGCGUGGCCGAGGAGGCUCCUCCUCCUCCUCCUCCUCCUCCACCACCUGCAGCCACGCCCCCUCCCGUGGAAACCACGCCCCCUCCCAGCGAGGAGGCCCCGCCCCCUCAGGAUGAAGCGCCGCCCCCUCCCGCCGAGGCCACGCCCCCCGCGGAGCCGCCACCGCCUCCUCCCCCCCGGCGCACGAGGAAGCGCCCCCCCCCGCCAGAGCCCCCCCAGGAGGGGGUGGCGGCGUGUUGCGCCAGCUGCCAGAGCCUCUUCCCGGGGGUGACGCUGCCCCCCCAGCGCCGGUGCCGCUGGCUCUGCCCCGACUGCCGCGCCCGCAGGCGGGACUUCAACCGGGAGCAACGGUUCUUCAAGCGCGUGGGCUGCGGCUCGUGCCAGGCGUGUCGCAUCCCGGCGGACUGCGGGAUCUGCAGCGCCUGCGCGCGCCCCCCCCCGGCCCCCGCGCGCCCCCACAAGUGCCUCCUGCGCCGCUGCCUGCGCAUCGUCAAGAAGGGCCUGGGCUGCGGCUCGUGCCGGGGCUGUUUGGCCACCGAGGACUGCGGUUCGUGCCCCAUCUGCCUGCGCCGCCUCAAGCCCGGCCUCAAGCGCCAGUGGCGCUGUCUGCAGCGGCGCUGCCUGCGCCCCAAGAAGCCGAUGAAGGAGAAGGAGAAGAAGAAGCCGGGGCGCCCCCCAAAACACCCCGGGAACCGCGGGGGGGACACGCGGCGGCGGCGCCUACGGCGCUGCGGGGCCUGCGUCGCCUGCCUGCGCCCGGGCGACUGCGGCCGCUGCGACUUCUGCCGCGACAAAGCCAAAUUCGGGGGGCGCAACCGCAAGCGCCAGAAGUGCCGCUGGAGGCAGUGCCUGCGCCGCGCCAUGGACCUCAACCCUGCAGCGGGGGGGGGUGAAAAGGGGGGGACCCCCCCCUCGCCACCCCCUUUGAAAGAGGAGCCGGGACCCCUCCCACGCCUCGAGCCCCCCCCGGGCGAUCUCGGGGUGCUCAUCGCCGCCUCCCCCCGCCUGAAGCCGGAGCCGAGCGCUUCCCUCGUGCCGGUGCCCCCCCGGCCCCCCCCCGCCCGGCUGGUGCUGCUGGAGGAGAGCGAAGAGGAGGAGGAGGAAGGGGGCGAGCGAGUGCCCCUCCCGCCGCCGCCCGCCCCGCGUUGGCCGAGCUCCUUCCUGGCGGAGUUGGCGGAGAUCCCUCUGCCGGCGCACUGGGGGGUGGUGGGGGGUCCCGACGGGGGUCCCCCCUCUUCUUCUUCUUCCUCGCCGUGUCUGUCGUCGUCGUCGUCGGGACAUCUUUCUUCGUCGUCGCCGCUCUCGUCUUCGUCGUCGCUGCCCGGUUUGCGCCUGGUUCAGCGCUCGCCGCGAUCGCCCAUGGCCGCCACCGUCGUCUUGUUGGCUCCCGGUUUGGCUUUUCGUGUUUUAGUGGCUCAGAAUCGCCCCGUUCCUCCCGGCCACGAAGUUUUAGCGUCUCGACCUCCUCGUCUGCGUUCCGUCGAGGAUUUGGUGGAGCUCCUUUGCGACCUCGAAGCUUAUCGACCGUGUCAGGGUCCCCCCGGAGCCCCCCAACGUCCCCCGGCCCCGCGCUGUCAGGUUCUUGUCCCCGGCGGGAGCUGCUGCCGGCCCUGCCUGCUGCUGGGGGGCGGCGGCGACCCAUAGCGGGGGGAGGACACCCCCAAAACGGAGAGGGGACACCCCCAAAAUAGGUGGGAGAAAGGGGAGGGGAACCAAAGUGAGGGGGAACCACAGUGAGGGGGGAGACAGAGCGAGGGGGAAGGAAAAAGGGGGGAGGACCCCAAGAUAGGGAGAAGGG